AUGCACCGAGCUCCCAAGCCGAUGCACCAGCGACCCGCGCCACAAGAGCCGGCGCGUUCCAUUGACAUUCCACGUGCACCCGAGCCGAUGUGUCGCCCGAGUGGGCCCGAAGCUGGGUUUUUGCCGCUGCCGGCAGCCCCGGCCUAUCAGCCGGCGGCCUUGGGCCCGAGCCCCGCACCGCGCUUCCAUGCGCCGUACCCGGAAGAAGAGGAGGCGUACUUGACGUGUGUCGACAACGCCGACGACACGCUGCCGCUGGGCGCCGAAGCAGGCUCGUACCACGUCAAGGCCGCGCUCAUCCAGCAGAUCCAAGCGCCAAAAGCCAAGAGCGCAGAAAACAGUGAGCCGCCACGCAUGGAAGAGAGGCACGAUAUGAUCUACCUUCCAAAGACGUCUGAGUUUGCGCACCAAGUGCGUCGCAACGAGUACGACUACUACCCUUUCGGUGACGAUGGACAGUACGAGACGUCGCUGAAUACGGUCGACACGCUCCCGCUCGGCAUGGAGGCCGGCGCGUACACCAAGGGCAAAUUGGAUGUCGCCGCGUAUGAGCGCAAGCAGCGCCUCAAGGCCGAUCAAAUCAAGCACCUGGACGUCAAGGUGCGAUUGGACCGACCGCCAGACCGGUACUAGGAGCCCCGCGGGUCGUAAAAUGAAUGAGCAAAGUGCGAUGUGGC
Molecule: messenger RNA, 677 nt
Organism: Saprolegnia parasitica CBS 223.65
Lineage: Eukaryota; Oomycota; Saprolegniomycetes; Saprolegniales; Saprolegniaceae
Exons: 2
Coding region: 1-633 (210 amino acids)
Source: RefSeq, a predicted model, not a curated record